UUGCAACAAAUUCCCCAGUGACAAGAGCUCGCUGCCCCCAAACCAGCAUCAUCAUGGCCGCCAGACAGAAGAAACCUGUGGCUGCUUCAGACGGUUCGACUGAGUCCAGAAGGGCGGACCUGAGAGCCAAGGAGAAGAAAUGCUCCUGGGCCUCCUACAUGACCAACUCUCCGACUGUGAUUGUGAUGAUUGGGUUGCCCGCCAGGGGGAAAACCUACAUGUCCAAGAAACUAACUCGCUACCUCAACUGGAUUGGAGUGCCGACGAAGGUAUUUAAUCUUGGAGUCUAUAGGAGAGAAGCAGUUAAGUCGUAUAAGUCCUAUGACUUCUUCAGACAUGACAAUAAAGAAGCAAUGGAAAUUAGAAAACAGUGUGCCUUGGUGGCGCUCAAAGAUGUCAAGGCCUAUCUGAGCGAGGAGGGAGGCCAGAUCGCUGUCUUUGAUGCCACCAACACAACCAGAGAAAGGAGAGAACUGAUCCUUAACUUCGCAAAGGACAAUGCGUACAAGGUGUUUUUCGUUGAGUCAAUAUGUGACGAUCCAGACGUGAUUGCUGAAAACAUUAUGGAUGUGAAGGUGUCUAGCCCAGACUACCCUGAGAGGAACAGAGAGAGCGUCAUGGAGGAUUUCCUGAAGAGAAUAGAGUGUUACAAAGUGACCUACAAACCUUUAGAUCCAGAUGAACAUGACAAAAACCUGUCCUUCAUCCAGGUCAUCAAUGUCGGCCGUCGCUUCUUGGUCAACAGGGUGCAGGACUACAUCCAAAGCAAGAUAGUCUACUACCUCAUGAACAUCCACGUGCACUCCCACUCCAUCUACCUCUGUCGACACGGAGAGAGCCAUCACAACGUGGAGGGACGCAUCGGGGGCGACUCUGAGCUGUCAGAGAGAGGGAAACAGUUCGCAGCAGUGCUGAGGGGCUUUGUGGAAGAGCACCAGCUGACAGACCUCAAAGUUUGGACCAGCCAGCUGAGACGCACCAUUCAGACGGCAGAGGAGCUGGGCGUUCCCUACGAGCAGUGGAAGAUCCUUAAUGAAAUAGAUGCUGGAGUGUGUGAAGAGAUGUCGUAUAAGAUGAUUGAGGAAAAGUACCCAGAGGAGUUUGCCAUGAGAGACCAGGACAAGUAUCAUUACCGUUACCCUGGUGGAGAGUCCUACCAGGACCUGGUGCAGCGAUUGGAGCCGGUCAUCAUGGAACUGGAGCGUCAGGGCAACGUUCUGGUCAUCUGUCAUCAGGCCGUCAUGCGCUGCUUGCUCGCAUAUUUCCUGGACAAAGGCGCAGACGAUCUUCCCUAUUUGAAGUGUCCCCUGCACGCUGUUCUGAAGCUCACCCCUGUGGCUUACGGUUGCAAAGUGGACAUGUUUGACCUGAAGGUGGAGGCUGUCAACACUCACAGGGACAGGCCACUGAAUAAAGUCCAAACAGACAACGUGCCGGCAGGUUUCUUCCGAAGGAACAGCUUCACUCCGCUGUCCAGCCAAGACCAGAUUAAACGGCCUCGUCUUUACAGCAUGGGCAACCCUCCACAUGCCCGCAUGUCUCAGCCCCCCACUUUACCCAGCAUGCAGUGCUCCGAGGCGUCUGAAGGGCCAGAACUGCUACAAAGCGAGGACUCUCUGAACGGGUUCAGCGCUGUAGAUUCGGAUGAGUGUGUUCGGAGUUGAGGGAGAAACAGGCUUUCCUCCACCCUGGUGUAUCAUUACUCCUGAGGACCAGCAGUGAAACACCAACCAGCUUCAGCCAUUAAGUUCAUGAGCACUGUAUUACACACCGCACCUGUGUAACCUUGUGUGUCAUCUCUUCGUUUUUUUUUUUUUUUUAGCUGGAUAGCAAAGGUUUGUUUGCUUGAGUAUGUGUGUGCACACACAGUUAGGUCCAAACGUUGAUUGGACACCGACACACUUUUUUUGUUGCUGUUUUAGACUCUCUGCUUUCAUUUGGGUUUAGUUUUAGCGAUUACAUUUGAGCCCAUGAUUAUAGGGGUUUAAGUAUCAAAAUGCUGGUAAUUCCUCCACCUUUCCUCCAGUUUGGAUGGGAAUACCCACAAACUAAAGCUGAGAGUCUAUAUCUUUUUCAGGGACAAAUGUUUUUUUGUUUUUUUUUGGUAACGGCUAAAAUAACAACAAAACUUAGUGUCCAAACUAAUGUGCACUUCAUUCUGGACGGUUGUCCGUGUGACAAAGAUUGUUAGUAAAAACACUCUGACUGUCCGUACGUUAGUUCUAACACACUCCACGUGGUUAUGAUGGGUCCCGGUCGUAUUUAGCUGUAGAUGUAGAACAUGUUGAUUGUGACUAGUAUACCUCAGUGGAAGCUACUGCCUUCAUCCUUAGCGAAAUGAGUGCCUCUCAUGAAGGAAGCCUUAAUUUGUUUUUAGAUUGUUUCCUUGUCUCAAAUUUAAACAUUCCUCUAUAAUGUGCAUCGUUCUUCUGGUGAUAAUGACAGAUGUUAUGAAGUUUAAUUUAAGCGUAUGAUAACUGCAGUUUAGUACGCAGACAAAAUGUGGAUCGAUUGUGAAUGAAAAUGUGUAACGAUUAAGUUCCUCUGUGAUAAUUGUUUCAUUCUUCUCUUAUAAGAUGUCUACUUUAGCCUGUUGUUGUCUUCUUAAUAAUAUAACGUAUUCUGCUAUGAUAAUGCAAAGCAAAUUUGAAACAAACACUGCAAGCAAACACUGAUGCCAGCAGUUCAGAGUAUGCAAAUGUUCAACAUAGAGAACAUAUGUUGGUGUGAUUUAAGUAAGCUUUAGUUUCCUCACAAGAAAAGAACUAAUCACUUUGUGUACUGAUACGACACUGUAGCGCUACAUUCACAGUAUCCAAAUGGAUCACAUCCAUUCACUUUGUUUUAGGACCAGGAAUAAAGAAGUGCCUUUUAUUUAAAGGAAUGAUUCCCCUGAAUCAAACUAUUGGAAAUACAUUUGGAUGUCUUUAAAAAGCAUUUACGUUAUUGCACCUCUGUGAAAUAGAAUAAAGUGAAUUUUGCACAAUU
Molecule: messenger RNA, 2988 nt
Organism: Mugil cephalus (flathead mullet)
Lineage: Eukaryota; Metazoa; Chordata; Actinopteri; Mugiliformes; Mugilidae
Product: 6-phosphofructo-2-kinase/fructose-2,6-bisphosphatase 2-like
Exons: 16
Coding region: 54-1664 (536 amino acids)
Biological process (GO): fructose 2,6-bisphosphate metabolic process; fructose metabolic process
Cellular component (GO): cytosol
Molecular function (GO): 6-phosphofructo-2-kinase activity; ATP binding; fructose-2,6-bisphosphate 2-phosphatase activity
Source: RefSeq, a predicted model, not a curated record